Rotaria sp. Silwood1 is the source of this 357-nucleotide messenger RNA. Lineage: Eukaryota; Metazoa; Rotifera; Eurotatoria; Philodinida; Philodinidae. The record is from the annotation of a GenBank genome assembly.
AUGACACCUAAUGAUCCAACUAUUACAGUACUCCGUGUGAUAUUCGAAGUGAUGAGUGCUUUUGGUGGAUGUGGCCUUUCAAUGGGAUUGGCGAAAGGAAUGCCGAGUCUUGUCUCUGUUCUCAGCUCACCAAGCAAAGUUGUGAUCAUACUUGUUAUGUGCAUGGGUAGACAUCGUGGCUUACUCGAUUCCAUGAAAGAUCAAGAAGAGAUCGAAUACAGUGCACAAAUACUUAUAGAUAGUUGGAAACAAUUGGCAAUACUUGAAUAUCAAGAAAAGAAAAAAUUAUUGGAUGAAAAAUUCAAACCACCAAUAUCAGUCCCAUUUCCAACACCACCACUAGUUACUCGUUUUUGA